Messenger RNA from Pocillopora verrucosa, 935 nucleotides. RefSeq names its product Bprotein-1-related complex subunit 5-like. The record is from RefSeq and is a predicted model, not a curated record. Lineage: Eukaryota; Metazoa; Cnidaria; Anthozoa; Scleractinia; Pocilloporidae. Gene Ontology annotation, biological process: lysosome localization; organelle transport along microtubule; positive regulation of anterograde synaptic vesicle transport. Gene Ontology annotation, cellular component: cytoplasmic side of lysosomal membrane; BORC complex; synaptic vesicle membrane.
ACUAAGAUGGCGGACAGGUAACGUAGAAGAUAAAAGAUGACUUGGUCGUAAGUUAGAGAUUAGCGAUGGGACAAGAUCAAAGCAGUGGCUUUCCAGGUCAGAUGGGCCAUCCAAAUAUUCCUGCUUCCGCACAUUCCGUAGGGAAAGUUAAAGAUGACGAUGGAAAAUCGAAAUCCAAACAGAGAGCGAAAUUGGAAGACAUCAUGGUCGUGAAUGCCCCAACAGGAAAGACAAAGCUUGUUUCCAAAAAUGAAGAUCACGAUAUAAAGAAUUUGAACGAAUUACCUUACUUUCUACCACUGCUGAGAAGCACUGUCAAUGUUCCUGCGAGCAGAGACUUAGAUUUCUUGGAUAAAUUCGAUUUGCGUCCUUGCUUGUCGUUGUGUUCGCGCUACGAGAAACAUUUGAAACAGUGCGCUGAAGCUGUAUCGUUUGAUCAACAUAUGCUGUCAUCACAGAUUCGAGAAAUGGAUACAUACUGUGCCUCAGUUCUACGAAGAGUGAACGACAGAUAUAAAAGAUUGUCUCAGGUAGCGAUGCAGAUGAAAAAAGUCGAAGAAAUGAAUACAAAUUUGAGGAGAAUUGAUGCUAAUCUUAAGCGCCUUGUUCCAAUGAUGGAAAGACUAAAUAACGUUUUACCCGAUGAAGAACGCCUCGAGGAGUUUGCUUUAUCUCCAUAUAGUAUACAACGAUGAUACCGAGACCUAUUGUGGCUAAAGGCAACGUACAUGUAAUUUUAGCCUUUAUUUCAGCUUUAAAGCACCUAGCCACCUAUCUUUAUCUCAUUAUCUAAUGUGCUGUUCCUUGUCCCUCAAACUUUACAGACAAGUUUGAACUCAAUUCUGCUAUGUUCUAUUUAAUAUUAUACAGUGAGCUAAGUUACCCAUGCAGUUUGAUUGCUGUUACAAUAUAUUGGAGUACAGACACGUAGAUGA